Zea mays is the source of this 838-nucleotide messenger RNA. RefSeq lists its product as uncharacterized. NCBI's taxonomy places the organism in Eukaryota, Viridiplantae, Streptophyta, Magnoliopsida, Poales, Poaceae. The record is from RefSeq and is marked validated. The transcript has a single exon. Bases 516 to 788 code for a protein of 90 amino acids.
ACCGAAGGUCCGAAGCCGAGCCACGGCCGCCGAGGCGUCGCCUCCACGGGACGGGACCGCCUGCACCAAGGUGAGGUACCAUACCACCCGUCCACCCCACGUUCCCACCCAAACGGCCGUCGAACUAACCAAUCUGACGGUACGAGCGCACUUGAUUCGGUUCGCCUCCACCUUCCUUUAUUAUAGUUGUAGCGUCGCCGCUCGGCCGGGCACGCACGCCCAGACAGACGAGACCAGAUCGGGGACCCUCGCGGCGCCCAGUUCCCGAGCGAACCCAACCCACUACCCACAGCCAGAAGCAAAAGCCCCUCGCCUUUUCCGCGCCUUGGUUCUCCUCCCGUCCAUCCGCGGCGAGAACGACCGACGACGACAGGGCGAGAUGUGCUGCUGCCCGAGCAAGGCGUGCUGCAUCUGCACGCUCAUCGUGCUGGUGCUGGUGGCCGUCGGCCUCGUCUUCGGCUUCGGCGUCUACACCCGCGGCUUCCACAAGCUCACCAGCAUGCACCUGCAGGACGAUGCAUACGGCCGCGGUGGCGCCGGCGGCUCCUUCCGCGCCUACGGCCACUUGGCCCCGCCGCCGUACUAGAAGGACCGCCGCCCCUUCUCCGAGAUCUAGGGCCUGGAUGCUGGGCGAUUCGAGCCCCGCUCCGCUCUCGGUGGAGUUGGAUGAACUGCCGCCGCCGCCGCCGCCUGUAAAAAGGAAAUGUAUCAUGGGAUUUUCGUUGCUUGCUGCAUUUUGGUUUUGUUUGAACCAAUCGAUUGGAUUGGCUAGUAAUUCGAUUUGUUGAAGACUGAGUGAGAUUCGACAACAUAUUAUCAUUAUCCCGUCCGCUGCUGA